AUGGUGUCUUCAUUGUCAACCUGCGAAUUCCUCGAUGCUAUACGAAGUUUCCAUCGCCAAUCACAAUCGCUGGAAGACCGUCACUAUCAGUGGGAACUGAUAGACACAGAAUAUAAACCCUACUUGCGACGAAGUAUUCUUUCAGCAUAUGCAGAUAAAUCGUCGAAAGAGGGAGAAGAAAUAAAUGCGGCAGAAUUAAACAGCAUGUCAUUCGAUGAAGACAGCGGCGAUCUUGCCACAGCAUAUAUCACUGCAAGCCAUCAAUUGAUAUCACUGGAGCAUCAUAUUGUAUACUCAACUAGCUAUCAAGUGCCAGUGUUAUAUUUCAAUGCUUCCUUUUCAGACGGAGCGCCGCUGUCACUGGACGAUCUCUACAGAUACGUCAUACCCGAUACUUUAGCCAAUAAUCUGAGAAACUCGCCUAUCAGCAUCCAAGGAUCGAUCAGCCUAACGGAGCACCCAGUUCUUGGGACCCCCUUUUGGUACAUUCACCCGUGCAACACCGAAGCGCUCAUGCAAACCAUCGACUACUCUAUAACGACGGAGAACUAUAUCAAAGUAUGGCUUUCCUUUAUGGGUCAAGCAAUUCAUUGUCCGGUUUCCAUGGUCAUGUUCGUCGAAAAAUUCGCAUAG
This is a messenger RNA of Radiomyces spectabilis, 633 nucleotides long. Its product is annotated as autophagocytosis associated protein. Bases 1 to 633 code for a protein of 210 amino acids. The transcript has 2 exons. Gene Ontology annotation, molecular function: Atg12 transferase activity. NCBI's taxonomy places the organism in Eukaryota, Fungi, Mucoromycota, Mucoromycetes, Mucorales, Radiomycetaceae. Gene Ontology annotation, biological process: macroautophagy; protein modification by small protein conjugation; protein lipidation. The record is from RefSeq and is a predicted model, not a curated record. Gene Ontology annotation, cellular component: intracellular anatomical structure.